Molecule: messenger RNA, 1699 nt
Organism: Acanthochromis polyacanthus (spiny chromis)
Lineage: Eukaryota; Metazoa; Chordata; Actinopteri; Pomacentridae
Gene: wnt16
Product: wingless-type MMTV integration site family, member 16
Exons: 4
Coding region: 204-1271 (355 amino acids)
Biological process (GO): canonical Wnt signaling pathway; cell fate commitment; multicellular organism development
Cellular component (GO): extracellular region
Molecular function (GO): frizzled binding; cytokine activity
Source: RefSeq, a predicted model, not a curated record
GAGUGGAAAAGUUUACCGGGAGGACCAGCAGCAUCCGAGCAGAGACCCGAGGACCGGAGGGGACCGGAGGGGACCGGAGAGGACCGGAGAGGACCGUGACAUCAGCGGGACAUCAGCGGGACAUCAGCGGGACACCGGGAGCACCGGGACCGGGCCGGGAGGAGCCUCGAUGGGCAGACUGAGCGGCUGAAGGCUGCAGAGGGAUGGAGGCUCGGAGCUGCGGAGUCCGACACGUGUGCGCGCUGACGCUGCUGCUCGUGUCCGUGUGUCCGCCGCGCUGCCGGUCCAGCUGGAUGUGGCUCGGUGUGACCUCCGCAGGGACCCCGGAGAAGCUGAGCUGCUCCAACCCGCCUCUGAGCGCCCGGCAGCGGGAUCUGUGCCGCCGGAAGCCGUUCCUGCUGCCCAGCGUCCAGGACGGAGCCCGGCUGGCGGUGGCCGAGUGUCGGAGUCAGUUCAGACACGAACGGUGGAACUGUUCCACGUCCGCGGAGCCGCCGGUGUUCGGACACGAGCUGACGAGCGGAACCAAAGAGACGGCGUUCAUCUACGCGGUGAUGGCGGCGGGACUCGUCCACGCCGUGACGCGGUCCUGUAGCCAGGGCAACAUGACGGAGUGCGGCUGCGAUGCUCGGCUUCGGGGCGGCGUCUCGGCGGUGGAGGGGUGGCACUGGGGAGGCUGCUCUGACCACAUCCAGUACGGAACCUGGUUCAGCCGCAGGUUCAUGGACGGCACCGCCAAGAACAUGUCAAUGAGCCGCGGCGGCUACACGCUAAACACCAUGAACCAACACAACAGCGAGGCCGGCCGACAGGCGGUCGACAGGAUGAUGUCCACAGACUGUCGUUGCCAUGGCGUCUCCGGUUCCUGCGCGGUGAAGACGUGCUGGAGGACGAUGGCGGCGUUUGAGCGGGUCGGUUCGUACCUGAAGGAGCGGUACCUGGACAGCGUCCAGGUGUCGGACCGAUCGAGGAGGAAGAUGAGGAGGAAGGAGCAGCGCCGCCCCCCGGUGGACAAACACCAGCUCAUCUUCCUCAACAAGUCUCCCAACUACUGCCUGGAGGACCGGCGCCGCGGCAUCGCUGGCACCAGGGGGCGCCGCUGCAACCGGACCUCCACCGGGCCGGACGGCUGCAACCUGCUGUGCUGCGGUCGAGGAUACAACACACACGUGGUCCGACACGUCCAGCGCUGCGAGUGCAAGUUCGUCUGGUGCUGCUACGUCCGAUGCCGACGCUGCGAGAGCAUGAACGACAUGCACACCUGUAAAUAACACCUGGACACGUCACGUGAGAUGUUCCUCCAGCCUCACAGAUCGAGUCCUCGGUUCUGAACAGAUCUUGAGGAACCAUCUGAGACACAACAGGAACUUACAGAAACUUUGUGAGGAACGUCUCGGUUUUUGCUUCUGGUUUCUGGUAGAACAUAGCAGAUAAAUGCAGGAACCUGAAGUCCAAACUGAAGGUCCACAAACUGAUCCUGGAUCAUUUCUGCAGAACUCUUCAGGACUGGAAACUUUUCCAGCAAAAAAAAAAUCAUGGAUUCUUUUUUCUAUUUGGGAAAUAAACAUUUAUUUAUGUGUAAAUAAUUCUCGGUUGAAUUUUGAGGGGAAAAAAAUCUUAUUUUUGUAAAAAUGUUCCUUCAAAUUCAGAAACUGACUUUCAGACCGUUGAUAUGAUUCAGUAAAUACGAAUAUAAAGA